AUGACAACUACGAGAACGACGAUGAAGGCUGCGCCUGUGGGAGCUUCACCAAAGACCGCCGGCAAAGGCAAGAUGAGUUUGACGCGUCAAAGUGCGUCUAACGACAGCGACGAACGAUGGAGCGAUACUGAGAACAAGCCGCCUGGGGGCGCGGUGACCCGGUUGCACAAGGAUGGAGACGCGCCAGCUUGA
Molecule: messenger RNA, 192 nt
Organism: Phytophthora nicotianae INRA-310
Lineage: Eukaryota; Oomycota; Peronosporomycetes; Peronosporales; Peronosporaceae
Exons: 1
Coding region: 1-192 (63 amino acids)
Source: RefSeq, a predicted model, not a curated record